This is a messenger RNA of Cloeon dipterum, 1919 nucleotides long. RefSeq names its product transmembrane protein 184C. The transcript is spliced from 6 exons. Gene Ontology annotation, molecular function: transporter activity. The record is from RefSeq and is a predicted model, not a curated record. NCBI's taxonomy places the organism in Eukaryota, Metazoa, Arthropoda, Insecta, Ephemeroptera, Baetidae. Gene Ontology annotation, biological process: transport. Bases 295 to 1503 code for a protein of 402 amino acids. Gene Ontology annotation, cellular component: membrane.
GGGGAGAAAAGGUAAACAAACAAGGUGCAGCAGGCCUUGUUUGUUGCUGUCGCAGCAGAAAGAGAAAACAAAGCUCGAAGAACAUUAUUGCCCGCUGAAUGGCCGCCCGUUAUCAGCGAUAGAAUGACGAGAAUUCUUGUCCGGGGGAACCUGUUACUGCUGUUACGCUGACCGCGGCCGCAGAGCAGAGUCAUGUGAUCCGCCGCACAAUCGAAGCCACACAAAUUUCCUGCCUUUUAUUUUCGUCCAAGGAACGUUAUUCAAGACCGAGUUUUUGUUUAAUACGCCAGCAAAAUGUUGGGCCAGUGGCGAGUGUGGAUCCAGCCCGUGAUCAUGAUCCUGUACGCGGUCAUUUUGAUCGUCGUCAUCCCCUUCAUCGUCAACAACACCAUCAAUAAUGGCUUUUCGGCCUCCGACCAGAGCAUCGUGAUCGGCGGCGUUUUCGUGAUGAUGUCGCUGCCGAUCUCGUUCUGGGACAUCACGCAGCACCUGGCGCACUUCACCAAGCCGUACCUGCAGAAGCACAUCGUGCGCAUCCUCUGGAUGGUUCCGAUCUACGCGGUGAACGCGUGGGUCGGCCUCGUCUUCCCUUCGGCCUCGAUUUACUUUGACAGCAUCCGCGAGUGCUACGAGGCCUACGUCAUCUACAAUUUCAUGCGAUACCUGCUCAACUACCUGCAGAACGAAAUCGACGACUACGAAAUGUCCCUCCACAAUAAGACGCAGGUGAAUCACUUCUUCCCGCUGUGUUUUUUGCCGCCGCGCGAGAACGGCGCCGACCUGUUUCACUUCUGCAAACACGGCAUCCUGCAGUACGUGGUGGUGCGGCCGCUGUCGACCUUCGUGUCGUUCGUCUGCGAGAUCAACGACGUGUACGGCGAGGGUGACUUCACCUUCACCAGGGCGUGGCCCUACCUGAUGCUGGUCAACAAUUUCUCGCAGUUCGUUGCCAUGUACUGCCUCGUGCUCUUCUAUCGCGCCAACCACGAGGAACUGCAGCCCAUGCGUCCGCUCGGAAAGUUCCUCUGCAUCAAGGCUGUCGUCUUCUUUUCCUUUUUCCAGGGUGUGAUAAUCACGAUCCUGGUGUACGUGGGCGUGGUUGCGGCCGUUUUCGGCACGACGGACAAGCAGAGCACGAAGGAAGUGUCGUCCAACAUGCAGAACUUCCUGAUCUGCAUCGAGAUGUUCCUGGCGGCGAUCGCGCACCACUUCACCUUCUCGCACGCGCCCUUCGUGGACGCCGAGUCGGAGCAGCGCUCGUGCUGCGAGUCGUUCCUGCACAUGUGGGACGUGUCCGACGUGCAGCAGGACAUCCAGGAACACUUUGGCGUGGUCGGCAACUCGCUGAGCAGGCGCAUCAGAGGCACCACCGCCUACCAGCCCAUUGGCGAGCGUUCCAGGCUCAUUUACGCCUCGGCCAGCGACUCGGACACCAGUCACGGACACGCCUCCGGCAGCGCCACCGAGGAACCCGCUGUCCCCUACUACCACAGCUUGGCCUAAAGGUAUCUGGCGAAGAAUUUAAAGAGUCGAACGACCUUCUACCGAAUUUUCAUCCCUCGAGGGAUGCUGGAUAGUGAUAAUGCCGGUUGUCUGGCGAAGAAAAGUAAUUUCCCGGACCUGAAACAAACUGCGAGCCAACAUGUUCUGCGAGCUGUGAUGAAAAACAUUGGUUCUCUAGUGUUUAUGAGCGCUCUAUUUUUAUACCACGAGCAGAGAGAGCGCCUCGAUCGAAUUUACGAAAGUGAUUUCAGCCGUUGAAAGCGGUAAAAUUAUAAUUAUUUGUAUUUAAUCCAAGCAACAUACUCUGAUCAUUUGAAAAACCGACUGAUAUUCGCUUUUGUUCGUAUUAUUUUCUGAAUGUGUAAUUUUUAAAUAAAUAGCUGACAGGGCGAUUGACGAUAAUAAUUGAAACUCGA